Molecule: messenger RNA, 603 nt
Organism: Lemur catta (Ring-tailed lemur)
Lineage: Eukaryota; Metazoa; Chordata; Mammalia; Primates; Lemuridae
Gene: MIA
Product: MIA SH3 domain containing
Exons: 4
Coding region: 139-534 (131 amino acids)
Biological process (GO): extracellular matrix organization
Molecular function (GO): protein binding
Source: RefSeq, a predicted model, not a curated record
UGGGCGAAAUUUGGGACGGGCUUAGGGUGGAGACAGGACUGAGAACACAAGUUUCCUUGUGCUGCUGGAGGGGGUGGGGGCAGAAGGAAACUGGAGUCCCUAUUCUCUCCUUGGUCACUUUCUUGCUCAUAGUCCACGAUGACUUGGUCCCCGGUGUUCCUUGGUGUGGUCGUCUUGCUGUCUGCCUUCCCAGGGCCUUGUGACGGGGGCCACCCCAUGCCCAAGCUGGCUGACCGGAAGCUGUGUGCUGAUGAGGAAUGCAGCCACCCCAUCUCGAUGGCUGUGGCCCUUCAGGACUAUGUGGCCCCUGACUGCCGUUUCCUGACCAUACAGAGGGGCCAAGUUGUGUAUGUCUUCUCCAAGCUGAAGGGCCGCGGGCGGCUCUUCUGGGGAGGCAGCGUUCAGGGAGAUUACUAUGGAGAUGUGGCUGCUCGCCUGGGCUAUUUCCCCAGUAGCAUUGUCCGAGAGGACCAGACCCUGAAACCUGGCAAGGUCGAUUUGAAGACAGAUAAAUGGGAUUUCUACUGCCAGUGAGCUAAGCCUACCGCUGUCCCUGCCGUUUUCCCUCCCUGGCUUUAUGCAAAUACAUCAACCGAGUGCAAA